This is a messenger RNA of Medioppia subpectinata, 527 nucleotides long. NCBI's taxonomy places the organism in Eukaryota, Metazoa, Arthropoda, Arachnida, Sarcoptiformes, Oppiidae. The record is from the annotation of a GenBank genome assembly.
UUCAGAAUUUCUUACUAUUGGAUGAAAUCAACCAAAACAAUAAUAAAGUCAAUGAUAGCGAUGAAAAUACACUAUUAAUGAUCGAUAGAAAUAAUCAAAUGAAUUACAUUCAAAAUAAUAAUAAUAUUGAAAAGUGUGAUAAUUAUUGUAUAGUUGUAAAUGAAAUGUCAGCGAAUUGGAAAUCAGAAUCGACAGAAUCGACAAUAAAAAACAUAUCAAUGAAUGCAAAAUCCGGAGAUUUAAUUGUGGUUAUCGGACCCGUAGGCGCCGGAAAGACAACUUUCCUGAUGUCACUGUUGAAUGAGUUGUCCAUAACUGGAGGUUCGGUCACAACGAACGGAUCCAUAGGUUAUGUAUCGCAGGAGUCGUGGGUUUUCAACGCAAGUGUUGUACAGAAUAUUGUGUUCGGAAAACAAUACAAUGAAAAGCGGUUUCGAGAAGUGAUAGCCGUUUGUGCGUUGGAUAAGGAUUUAGAUUCCCUUCCCUUCAGAGACAACACUAUUGUCGGCGAAAGAGGAGUCCUUUUG